GGCUUCAGGGCAACCCUCGGCUCCUCCUUGCUCGCUCCCGUGCUCUCGAACACGCCCCGCCUCGCUUGCACUGGUAGCUGGUCUCAGGGCAAGAGCAAGGAAGCGUAGACACGAGGAGUAAGCCAGAGUGUAGAGGAGGAAGCCGAAGCGUAGACAAAGUGGUGCAGGGAGGUGACGAGUCACACGGCAUGUACCGUGAUCGCCGUCGGUGGCGUGUGAUGGGGCGGGACCCUGAUCCCGAACCCAUCAACUCAGCAAUCCUGUGCGCUGACAGUUCCUUCCCGUUCGGGUGCUCUCCGUGCUUGGGAGAUUUAUCCAGCGGCGGGCGAGACUCGAUGCUCAAGAGAGCAUUAGCUCAUUGAAAUAAAAGACCUGAGACUGCUACCGGGCUCUA
Molecule: messenger RNA, 394 nt
Organism: Schizophyllum commune H4-8
Lineage: Eukaryota; Fungi; Basidiomycota; Agaricomycetes; Agaricales; Schizophyllaceae
Exons: 3
Coding region: 189-362 (57 amino acids)
Source: RefSeq, a predicted model, not a curated record